Tupaia belangeri chinensis (Chinese tree shrew) is the source of this 3432-nucleotide messenger RNA. It is a transcript of the gene PGR, whose product is annotated as progesterone receptor. The transcript has 10 exons. Gene Ontology annotation, molecular function: sequence-specific DNA binding; nuclear steroid receptor activity; zinc ion binding. Gene Ontology annotation, cellular component: nucleus. The coding region runs from base 855 to 3155 and encodes 766 amino acids. Gene Ontology annotation, biological process: steroid hormone receptor signaling pathway; regulation of DNA-templated transcription. Lineage: Eukaryota; Metazoa; Chordata; Mammalia; Scandentia; Tupaiidae. The record is from RefSeq and is a predicted model, not a curated record.
AAUACCAAUUCCAGAGUUUCAGAUCUGGUUCAUAAUCCGGUUAGGGAGGGGCUGGGCGGGGCCUCCUUCGAAGGAAGAGGCGUUGUUAGAAAGCUGUGAGACGGUCUCUGACUGUCACUACUGGGGUUUAAGCCUUGUAGUAGUUGCCUGAGCAAGGAUUCCGGCGUGUGGGUAGCAUUUUAAAUGAAGACUAGCUUCAUUUGGCGUUUGAGUGGAAUCUGCGAACAGAGGCGCUCGUCUUCCGGAUUGCCGAAAACUAUGAGAGUUGCAGCGACGAUUGUCACUUGCCUCAGGGAGCCCGCAAAAGCGCGGCGACAGUUUCUGAGAAUGGGCGGUAGCAAGAGGUCCGACUAGCCCCGGGGUUUUAGUGAGAAGGGCAGCGGAACGCAGACAGGGACCGGGAGCUUCACAGCGUGCACCGAUUUGAAGGCAGCAAAGUCGGGAGAUACAACGUGUAAUAGAACCACUUCUGCAGCCGCAGCCACCCUAGGGCCGGACUUGGGAGCACUCUGCCUCUCCAGCGCUCGCUGGGACAGCAACUGAAGGCCUCUCUCGGAGAACUUGGCCACUUCGGAGACCAGAUCCCUUCAGCUACCUUUUCCUGCCCUCCCCACUUGCAUCAGAGACGUAAGGACCGCCACCCUUCCCCUGACGACAGGAUGAAGGGCAAAGACGGGAGCUGACCAGCGCCGCCUCUUCCCGACUCGACUCAGGAGGUGGAGAUCCCUCAGGUCCAGCCAAAUCCAACACCCAUUUUCUCCUCCCUCUGUCCCUAUAUUCCCGACACCCCCUCCUUCUUCGCCUAUCCCUCCUCCCUAGAGACGGGGGAGGAGAAAAGGGGAGUCCAGGUCGUCAUGACUGAGCUGAAGGCAAAGGAUCCCCGGGCUCCCCACGUGGCGAGCGGCGCAAACUCCCCCACCGAGGUCGGAUCCCCCUUGCUGUGUCGCCCGGACGCUGGGCCCUUCGGAAGGAGCCAGACCUCGGACGCCUCGCCCGGCGUCUCGACCAUACCCAUCUCCCUGGACGGGCGGCUCUGCCCUCCGCCCUGCCAGGGACAGGACUUUCCAGACGGGAAAGCGCAGGACCCGCCGUCGCUGUCAGACGUGGAGGGCGUGUAUUCUGCCGUCGAAGGCGCAAGGGGUGCAGGAGGCGGCAGCUCCAGACUCCCAGAAAAGGACAGUGGGCUUUUGGACAGCGUCUUGGACACGCUUCUGGCGCCGUCGGGGCCCGGGCAGAGUCACGCCAGUCCUCCGGCUUUCGAGACCACCAGUCCUUGGUACCUGUUUGGCGCGGAGCUUCCCGAAGGCCCCCGAGCUGCCCCCGACACCCAGGGCGUGCUGCCUCAGCUCAUGAGCCAGACGGGGGGCAAGGCCGGCGACAGCUCCGGGAUGGCAGGUGCCCACAAGGUGCUGCCCACGGGCCUGUCACCGUCCCGGCAGCUGCUGCUCCCGCCCUCGGGGAACCCUCCCUGGCCCGGGGCCGCAGUGAAGCCGGCUCCUCAGCCCGCAGCGGUGGUGGAGGUGGAGGAGGAGGAGGAUGGCCCGGAGUCCGAGGGCUCGGCGCGUCCGCUGCUCAAGGGCAAACCUCGGGCUCUGGGAGGCACGGGGGGGAGCUACGACGGCGUGGCCGCGGCCGCAGGAGCCCUCGCCCCGCCGCGGGGCUCGCCCUCCGCCUCCUCCGCGCCGGCGUCCAGCGGCGACUUCCCCGACUGCGCGUACCCGCCCGACGCCGAGCCCAAGGACGACGCGUUUCCCCUCUUCAGCGACUUCCAGCCGCCCGCCCUGAAGAUCAAGGAGGAGGUCCCGGCCGCCGCGAGGGGGUGGGCGGCCGCUCACCCCGCCGCGCUCGGGGCCGUGCGCCUCCCUUCUUCCUUCGCGGGGGCACACAGUGGGCACAGAACCCGCGGCUUUCGGAGCGCCUUCCCCAAGCACCCCCGCCCCACCGUUCCUGGGCCGCGCGAGGUUCCCGGCUGGAGGUGUGCAGCGUCGCGGCCGGAUUCAGAAGCCAGCCAGAGCCCACAGUACAGCUUCGAAUCAUUACCUCAGAAGAUAUGUUUAAUCUGUGGGGAUGAAGCUUCAGGCUGUCAUUAUGGUGUCCUAACCUGUGGGAGCUGUAAGGUCUUCUUUAAAAGGGCAAUGGAAGGUCAGCAUAACUAUUUAUGUGCUGGAAGAAAUGACUGUAUUGUUGAUAAAAUUCGCAGAAAAAACUGCCCAGCAUGUCGCCUUAGAAAGUGCUGUCAGGCUGGCAUGGUCCUUGGAGGUCGAAAGUUUAAAAAGUUCAAUAAAGUCAGAGUCAUGAGAGCACUAGAUGCUGUUGCCCUCCCACAGGCAGUGGGCAUUCCAAAUGAAAGCCAAGCCCUAAGCCAGAGAAUCACUUUUUCACCAAAUCAAGAUUUACAGUUGGUCCCCACAUUGAUCAACCUGUUAAUGAGUAUUGAGCCGGAUGUGAUCUAUGCAGGACAUGACAACACAAAACCUGACACCUCCAGUUCUUUGCUGACGAGUCUUAAUCAACUAGGCGAGAGGCAACUGCUUUCAGUAGUAAAGUGGUCUAAAUCACUGCCAGGUUUUCGAAAUUUACAUAUCGAUGACCAGAUAACUCUCAUUCAGUACUCUUGGAUGAGCUUAAUGGUGUUUGGACUAGGAUGGAGAUCCUAUAAACACGUCAGUGGGCAGAUGCUGUAUUUUGCACCUGAUCUAAUACUAAAUGAACAGCGGAUGAAAGAAUCGUCAUUCUAUUCAUUAUGCCUUACCAUGUGGCAGAUCCCACAGGAGUUUGUCAAGCUUCAAGUUAGCCAAGAAGAGUUCCUCUGUAUGAAAGUAUUGCUACUUCUUAAUACAAUCCCAUUGGAAGGACUAAGAAGUCAAAACCAGUUUGAAGAAAUGAGAUCCAGCUACAUCAGAGAGCUUAUCAAGGCAAUUGGUUUGAGGCAAAAAGGAGUGGUUUCUAGCUCACAGCGCUUCUAUCAACUUACCAAACUUCUUGAUAACCUGCAUGAUCUUGUCAAACAGCUUCAUCUGUACUGCCUGAACACAUUUAUCCAGUCCCGAGCACUGAGUGUUGAAUUUCCUGAAAUGAUGUCAGAAGUUAUAGCUGCACAGUUACCCAAGAUCUUGGCAGGGAUGGUGAAACCACUUCUCUUUCAUAAAAAGUGAAUGUCAUUUUUUCUUGAAAAAAGUAAAUUUUGUGGUAUGUCUUUUUGUUUGGGUCAGGACAACGAGGUCUGGAGCUUUUAUAAUGUUCUUCUGAAAGCCUUACAUUUAUAACACAUCAUGCUGUGUAAAUUUAAGGAAAAAAGUGAAGUUCUAAUUAUUUUCCUUUAUCAAGCAUAAAUAGAAUUUUUAAAGUGUUUCUGUGUACUCAGAUUUUAAGAGUUUACAAGAUUGAAAAAGUACUAUAAUUAAUUGUUGAAGUAAACUGUAUCUGUUUUUG